CUCCAGGACGCAGUGAUGACGCUGGUUUUCUCUGCCCCAGUCAGAUUCACCGGCCUCCUCGCUUCUCGACUUCUCCGCCUCCUUCCUACGCCUUCAAGACCGUCGCGGAAAACACAUUAUUAACAAUUAGACAAGUUUCUUUCCUCACGUUUGAUGUUCCAACUUCCAAACAUUCUUCAAUUCUGAUAGAGAAUCCUUGUAUUCGCAGUAUUUAAUUGAUAUCUGAGGGGCUAUAUUGCAUCACUGCAUUCUGCUUCAAUGGGAAAGCAAGCAACUUUGCUGAUGCGAACUGUCUCUGGAUAUUCAACUGAGUCGCUUGAGAUACAUUCUGAAGAAUCCUUAUUGCACAUUAUUGUUAUCCCUGGAAAUCCAGGGAUUGCAUCGUAUUAUAAAGACUUUGUUGAAGCAGUCUAUCAACUACUGGAAGGGCAGGCGUCAAUAACAGCAAUUGGGCAUGUUUCUCAUUCUGCAAAGGACUGGGAGCAUGGAAGGAAGUUUUCAUUGGAAGAACAAAUUGCUCAUAAGGUGGACUUUAUUAAACAAGAGUUCCAGAAUAAUGAAGUUCCAAUAAUAUUGGUUGGACAUUCUAUUGGAUCGUAUAUAUGCUUGGAAGUCUUCAAAAGGCUUCCACAACAGGUAAAAUAUGUGAUAGGUCUUUAUCCAUUUCUGACAUUGAACAAGAAUUCUUUCAAGCAAUCAAUUAUUGGCUUAAUUGCAAGGUCCUCUGUUAUAAGCGCCGCCAUCAGUUAUUUUGCAUCACUAUUGAGGUCAUUACCAAUCUCAGUACAAGAUAAUAUGGUGAGACAGUUCCUAGGGAAGACAUGGUCUGCUACAGCUGUUGCAGUUACAUGCAGUCACCUUUUGCAGUACCAUACAAUGCGAAAUAUGCUAUUCCUGGCAAUGACAGAGUUUGAGAAGUUGUCAGAAGAACCAGACUGGAUGUUUAUGAAAAGGAAGCAUAAUCAAUUAUCAUUUCUUUUUGGCAUCGAUGACCAUUGGGCUCCACUAUCACAUUUUGAAGAGGUCUCAAGGCAGGUCCCAGGUCUUGCAUUAGCAGUCGAAAGAGAGGGCCACAUGCAUGCUUUCUGCUGCACCCAAGCCGGCUCCUCCUGGGUUGGUCACCAUGUAGCAUCCCUGAUCAGGAAUCAAAUCGCAAAAUAAACAAACAUAAAAGGAAGAAGAAGAAAAAAAGAACAGGAAAAAAGCAGGUAACUUGGUUAUACAUUUAGUAAGCUCCCCUCACUUAACGCUCUCGAUAGUUGUUGCCAAAUCGAUAUUGCAGAUGUUGUUCUGAAUCAAAACUGCUUCUUGUUUUUCCGAACUGUUUAUCUUAUCAAACAAACAAUAGUUUAUUGGUUA
Zingiber officinale is the source of this 1359-nucleotide messenger RNA. Its product is annotated as lipid droplet-associated hydrolase-like. Bases 259 to 1161 code for a protein of 300 amino acids. The transcript has 14 exons. Gene Ontology annotation, cellular component: lipid droplet. The record is from RefSeq and is a predicted model, not a curated record. NCBI's taxonomy places the organism in Eukaryota, Viridiplantae, Streptophyta, Magnoliopsida, Zingiberales, Zingiberaceae. Gene Ontology annotation, molecular function: lipase activity. Gene Ontology annotation, biological process: lipid storage.